AUGAACAGUCCUUCAAGCAGGAAAUGCCGGCACGACGAACAGACGCCUGCGCCUCGCGGAUCUCACAAGGACUCAGACCGAGAUCGUGAGCGCCAGGCUCGCGAUUCUGCGCGUUCGUGGCGGCACUACCGCCGCGACUCUCGGUCGCCGAGCCGCACCCGUUACCGGUCUUCCGAGCGUCCUUCGCACUCGUCGCAUUCGAGUUCCUCUCACAGGGACUCUUCUCGCGUCUCGUCUUCCUCCUCUGCCUCACGUACUCACCGCGGCUCGUCGUACUCGUCCUCCUCGCACUCUUCGUCUCACAAAUCCCACGGCGAACGCGCCCACGGCCGCAGCCGUGAGCCGUCCCCGGAGCGUCAUCGCGGCUACUCUAAGCGAGAUCGGGACUCAUCACACUCUUCCUCGUCGCAUUCCUGCUCUUCGCAUUCCUCGCGGCGCCAGGAUGGAGGCCGCGGCAGAGCAGACGAGGAGAAGCGGCGCGACGCCGGCGAGCGCGUGGAGAAGCAGAAGGAAGCUUCUGAGGACGAGGAUUGGGGGGACGUAGAGAUCCUCGACGAGGAAGAAGAAGAUCGGUUUCUUGAAGAACGAAGGCGGCAGAGAGAGCUGCUGCUCGCAAAGUACGCCGCAGAGGCAAGUCGCGCGGACUCCCAGGCGGAGGACUCGGCGAAGAACGAGGGCGUCGAGAAGGGUGAACCGGCGGAUGCGCAUGCGGACAAGACGAAAGUAGAUGGAGAGAAGGAGCAGAAGAACGGCCGCGACGAGGCGGCGACCGACAGGAAAAGCAAGCGCGAAAGACGCGACAUGGCUAACGACAGCGAGGAGGAACGGCUGCGCGAGAGCUCGAGAGGCAGAGAGAGCAAAGGCAGCCGCGGGUCGCAGGAACGGGAGAAGAACGGACUGAGAAAGGACCAGGACGAGAAAAGCAGGAGAAAAGAAAACGAGAGGAAGCGAGAUGGCAAACAGGACUUCAAUGGAAACAAGAAGUCCAGGCGGAAGUCAUCCGAUGACGAGACGGCGAACAUUCAGGAGGCGUUGUUUGAGCACGACGGCGAGAGUUUGCACUCGGUGGAGAUGUCUUCGCCGUCGCUGUCGGAUUUGGAGCCCGAGGUGUCUCCUUCAGAGGGCACGCGAAUGCGCGGGAAGAGCGAGGUGGAGUCGCCGCGCGAAGUGGAGGCGUCGCCUUCGGCGGAGCGGAAGCGCGCGGGUGCGGGGGAGAGUGGCGAGAAGGGCGAGGCGACGAGCGUCUCCGCCUCCUCCUCCUCGGGGCUGAGCUUUGCCGCGCUGUCGGCACUCGGCGGCCUCGACAUGGAGGGGCUGCAGCGGCAUCUGCAAGACGAGAAGCGGAAGCUGCGGCGCUUCGUCAUCCAGAUGAAACAGAACGCGGAGAACGAAGAGGAGGAAGAGGAGUCCUCGGGCGAGGAAGACGACAGAAAUGAGGAUGUGGACAUGUUUUCGGCGGCGACAAAGGGCGAAGAGGAGGGUGCACCGCGCAAGAGGAAGCGCAGAAAGACGGCGCUCGUGCUGAACGCCGCGGCCGGGCCUGCAGAGAACUGGAACGAUUCCGAAGGGUACUAUCAGGCGACAGUCGGCGAGCUGCUGGACAACGGCAGGUACCGCGUGGAGUGCGAGGCGAUCGGGAAGGGCGUCUUCUCGAACGUGCUCAAGUGCUUCGACUUGGAGGAGAAGAAGUUCGUCGCCAUCAAGUGCAUUCGACACAACGACAUGAUGAAGAAGGCCGCGGAGAAGGAAACAAGCAUCCUGCGGCUGCUCAACUCGACCGACAAGGAAGACAAGCGCCACAUUGUGCGCCUGCUGCGACAGUUCGAGUAUCGCGGGCACUUCUGCCUCGUUUUUGAGUGGCUGUGGGGUAACCUGCGCACGGCGCUAAAAAAGUACGGCGGAGGGAAGGGUUUGAACGCGAGCGCGAUCCACGCCUACAGCAAGCAGCUCUUCGUCGCGCUGCGCCACCUCGCCAAGUGCCGCAUCAUCCACGCCGAUCUGAAGCCUGACAACAUCCUCUUAAACGAGAAGUUCACCAGCCUCAAGGUCUGCGACCUGGGCAGCGCCAGCGACGUCUCUGAUAACGAAAUCACCGCCUACCUCGUCAGCAGAUUCUACCGAGCUCCAGAAAUCAUCCUCGGCUGCAAAUACGACUUGCAAAUCGACGUCUGGAGUGCCGCCACAACCAUCUACGAGCUCGCGACCGGACAAGUUCUAUUCCCAGGCCGCACAAACAACGACAUGUUGAAGUGCAUCAUGGAGGUUAAGGGCAAGAUUCCGACCAAGAUGAUCAAAGCAGGCCAGCUGUCGAAUCGCCACUUUGACGAGAAUUUGGAUUUCACCUACCGCGACAGAGACGCGUUCUUCAAAAAGGAAGUCGUCCGCGUGCUGCACGACCUGCGUCCGACAAGGAACUUGACGGAGACGCUGCUCGAGAAACAGCACUGGUUAAAAGGCAGCUCGCCUAAGAUCAAUUUUCUGCGACGGAAGAUGCGCCAGCUGGGGGACCUGCUGGAGAAGUGCCUGGCUCUCGAUCCGCAGAAGCGGCUGACUCCGGACGAGGCGCUGCAGCAUCCCUUUUUGAAGGAAAGCAUCCACUUCGGCGCAGAGGGCAACUCAGGACGAGCCCACGGGGGGAGUCUCCACUCACCAGUGCCUGUGUUGAAGAGCUCGUGA
Messenger RNA from Besnoitia besnoiti, 2676 nucleotides. Its product is annotated as putative cell-cycle-associated protein kinase PRP4. The record is from RefSeq and is a predicted model, not a curated record. The coding region runs from base 1 to 2676 and encodes 891 amino acids. The transcript has 5 exons. Gene Ontology annotation, molecular function: ATP binding; protein serine/threonine kinase activity. Lineage: Eukaryota; Apicomplexa; Conoidasida; Eucoccidiorida; Sarcocystidae. Gene Ontology annotation, biological process: peptidyl-threonine phosphorylation; mRNA cis splicing, via spliceosome; peptidyl-serine phosphorylation.